Ailuropoda melanoleuca (giant panda) is the source of this 641-nucleotide messenger RNA. Its product is annotated as small G protein signaling modulator 1-like. The transcript has 3 exons. Bases 1 to 516 code for a protein of 171 amino acids. NCBI's taxonomy places the organism in Eukaryota, Metazoa, Chordata, Mammalia, Carnivora, Ursidae. The record is from RefSeq and is a predicted model, not a curated record.
AUGCUGUGCUUAUAUACAGUAAGUGCUCAAUACGUGCUUCCAAUGACUUCCCACCGGGUCUCCUCUGGCUGGGUCGUGGUGGCAGUGGACAGCGGCGGGACAGUGGUGCUGGUCAGCCAGGACGGGAUCCAGAGGCCGCCCUUCCGCUUCCCCAAGGGAGGGCACCUCCUGCAGUUCCUCUCGUGCCUGGAAAAUGGGCUGCUCCCUCAUGGGCAGCUGGACCCUCCACUCUGGUCUCAGCGGGGAAAGGGCAAAGUAUUUCCCAAACUGCGCAAGCGAAGCCCUCAGGGUUCCGCCGAGUCCACGUCCUUAGACAAGGAAGACGACGAGGCCACAGAUUACGUGUUCAGGACCAUUUACCCCGGCAUGAGGUCUGAAUUCGGUAAGCUGCCCCAUCUCUGGGCCCCCUGGAUCCAGCUGUUAGCCGAUCAUGAAAAUGAUUCCAGGUGUUUGGAACUAGAGGACAAGUGGUCUGGACUCUGGGGCCAGCAAGGGGACCAGAAACCAGGAAGUUAGUAUCUCGGCUUCCCCCCAAAGGAGAACUGUGAGCUACUUAGCUUCAUAAAGACACACCUGACCAGGAGGUGACCUGGGCUAGUGGCCGUGGGCUCUGGAAUCCUGGUUGACCUGGGGCAAGUCAC